AUGUCUAUCGAAUUAGAUGAUAAACAGCUUACUGCUGAUGAAAUCGCAUUAUAUGAUAGACAAAUUAGACUAUGGGGAAUGGCAACUCAAUUAAGGUUGAGAUCAGCCAAAAUAUUAGUCAUAAACUUAGGUGCAGUUGGGGGUGAAGUAGUGAAGAACUUGGUAUUGGGAGGCAUUAAUACCUUGGAAAUCUUGGACUCGUCAAAAGUAAAAGAAGAGGAUUUUCUGGCUCAAUUUUUCUUGCCAAACAAUGACGAUAUAGUUGGUCAAUUGAAAUUGCCAGUCGUUAUAGAACAGAUUAAAGAUUUGAACAAUAGAGUGAAUUUAUCUGCUAAUACAAGUAGCUUAUCUUCGAUAUUCAGUGAUUCACAGGAAACUAAUAAUUAUCUCGCUAAAUUUGAUCUUAUAAUAGGAACGGAACUAGCAAAAUCUGAAAUGCUUACGCUUAAUGAGUAUACGAGAAACUUAAAUAUUCCGUUGUAUGUAUGCGGUCUACAUGGUAUGUUUGGAUAUAUAAUGUCCGAUUUAAUUCAUCAUACUGCAACGUCUGAGAAAGAUGCUGGAAAUCAACCAAGAGAACCAAAUACCAAGAUAAAUCGUUGCAAGACUAUCACAAAUGUUGAUUAUAACAAAGAAGAAAAUAAGGAAAUUGUAACUAUUGUUGACGAGUUUAUUCCAAUACUUGAAAUAUUUAAAUCGAAGGAAUUGCCAAAGCAAUUGAAUAGAAGACAGAUGAAGAGACUAUCUGCUGCGUUUCCUUUAAUAUUUGCUUUAUUUGAUAUUCCUCGUUUAGAGAAUCCAGAAGACACUAUAGAUAUUGAGGAACUUCGUAAUAAACUGAAAGAGGUAUGUGCACAGUUUGAAAUCCCAGAGACCGUAAUAAAUGAUGAAUAUUUGAGACUAUUCAGUAAUCAAGCAUACACAGAAUUUUCCCCGGUUUCCGCAAUUUUAGGAGGAUGUUUAGCUCAAGAUGUUAUACAAUUUUUAAGUAAGAAAGAGAGUCCUUUAAACAAUUGUUUGAUCCUUGAUGCGGUUAAAUCGGAAAUGCCGAUCUAUUUAUUGUAA
This is a messenger RNA of Debaryomyces hansenii CBS767, 1065 nucleotides long. Its product is annotated as E1 ubiquitin-activating protein. NCBI's taxonomy places the organism in Eukaryota, Fungi, Ascomycota, Pichiomycetes, Serinales, Debaryomycetaceae. Gene Ontology annotation, biological process: protein sumoylation. Bases 1 to 1065 code for a protein of 354 amino acids. The transcript is spliced from 2 exons. Gene Ontology annotation, cellular component: SUMO activating enzyme complex; cytoplasm. Gene Ontology annotation, molecular function: SUMO activating enzyme activity. The record is from RefSeq and is a predicted model, not a curated record.